Molecule: messenger RNA, 4537 nt
Organism: Anoplopoma fimbria (sablefish)
Lineage: Eukaryota; Metazoa; Chordata; Actinopteri; Perciformes; Anoplopomatidae
Product: zinc finger protein 518A
Exons: 3
Coding region: 259-2985 (908 amino acids)
Source: RefSeq, a predicted model, not a curated record
UGCAUCAUUGUUUAGGGUUGUUACACCUAAUGCUGACAUAAGUGAACAGUCCCCGUAUGCAUGAACCACUCCAUGAGGCGGUGUUUGCACUAACACAGCCCGGGGUUAGUGCUCUGCAGGCCCGGGACAGCACGGCUCUCCGUCGGAGGCUCCGGGCUAAAGGCUAAAAGCGGCUCAGAGGCUGUAAUCCCCGCAUGAAACCAUCAUGGCUGCCACUCGCUGAGCUGUCAAGAAAAAGAAAUCUGAAAAACUUACAACAUGGAUUCGAUGGACAUUUGUGCAGCUACCUCCAGGGGAGAUAAUAAACGGCGUGUCAACAAGAGGAAUAGAGAUUGGCACAAACGGCUCCACCUCAGGAACACUGCCGUUCAGCCCUCGACUAUGCAAAGAGCAGAUAAGCACGGACCAAAGAAGAUAGCAGAGGAGUGGGAGCAGAGCGCAGUGUGGCCUUCGUCGGGGAAGCCCCCCAAGGAAGCAAAGCACGGGACAAAUGACAGCGGCAAUACACUCAGGUUUGCAUGUUCCCAAUGUAGUGACAAUUUGGAAUAUGUUCCCAAAGACUUGGUGAGACACUUUGAGGAGAACCACAAGGGGAGCCCACCAGUUUUCUCCUGUCGCACGUGUACUUUCAGUACGCACGAGUUAUCUUACCUUCGGGUUCAUCUGCUAAGCCACGAGGACACUUUUUCCAGUUGCAGCGUUUGUCACGACGACGUUCAGCGCACGUGGCCAGAAUUCAGUGCACACCUGAACGCUCACCACUGCCGAAAUGGCAAAUAUUCAUGCAAAAUGUGUCCGAAAUUCUCCACAUGCGAUGUCGAAGUAUUUUUAGAGCACACGUAUGGACAUAAUUUGAGCUUGGAGGGAGCUCAGGAUCCGUCGCCGCACACAAAGGGGAGGAAUAAGUUUGGGCCUAAAGCAACAACUCAGACGUUACGAUGUCAGCACUGUGGAUACGAGGCGUCUCAGAAAUGGUUGAUCGCUAAGCACGUUAAAGCUGUCCAUGUUUGCCAGAAUGGCAAUCAGAGGAGGAGGAAGAGGAAGAAGGAGGAGGAGGUUCGUUCCUUAGCGAUGAAACCAAAUGACCCGAUACCAAAAGUGAAGCCCAGGUUAACGAGAAGUGCCGUGAGGGAGAUGUGCUGGCUAACACAGGACUGCCUUUCUCUGCCAGGGAAAGAGUUCCUGGAUAAGUACUGCCAUCUGUCAGAUCCGCAAACAACACUAGAGGAGACCCAACAGUUUUUGAUGAAAUCUGUUGCCGGGGAAACCGGCGACCAGAAAUGGACCAAGGCCCUGAAGACCGUCUUGUCAAAUGUCCCCCAAGAUAUGAACGUUCACCCGAAGUCGGAGAACGGCGUCGUGUCGAACCCGUCGGACCUCACCGUCCUGACGGUCAAGAACAAGAUAACCAUGGCUCAGAAUGGCGCCAUGUAUGGCAAAAGGUUGAAAGUGAUGGCAGACAGGGAAGCUGUUACCCUUGAAAGUGCCACCGACUGCCCCCGUCGUUUCGUCGGCCAAAAUGGAUGUCAGUUGUCAGAUUCGAGCGAUCAUAUGCCUUGUCUACAGACUGAAACAAAACCGAAUAACGACGUCUCGCUGCCAGCCCAGAGCGAGCUGUCUGACUGCACUCGAAUGCAGGAAAACAGAGAGAAUCAGGAACUAAAGAGCGACCAGGAAACGGAGGAACAUGGUAAAAAACCUGAGGAGCCUGCGCAUGAGGACGGGAUCGAAAUCUCGAGUGAGCUGAAGUUGACAAACGAGAGCGAAGGGCAGACAUCCGUUCACAAAGUUGCACCAAAAAACAAGAGACGAAGACGGAAAAGAAGGGCGAGAUCUAAAAGGGUCGGUAAAAGAUCAUCAGGGCUGGCCUUAAAGAUAGUUUUGAAGAAGAAUCCGGUGAAGGAGAAGCAGUGGGUGUCGCAAAGCUCUUUGGCUCCAUUAGGAGGUGGCCCGUUGGGGGACUGUCCCAGACUGCCAAGUCCUCAUACAACAAUGGAGGAGACGCACCAGACUCGCCAGAACGGGCCGCUAUUUGAAGUACACCAGAAAGAAUGGACCAAAGCUUCCAAGGCUGACCUUGACGACCCCUCUGACGCCAUCACUUCCAGGCCCCAGACAAAGCCAGGGGAAGAGCUAACCCCCAGUUGUGCUGCAAGGCCAAUGGGGUCUAACAAUAAGGACGGGAACACAGCCGUCGCGCUUAAAGGCUUGCCGCCGACCCAUCGAGAAACGCCAGAAGACGCAGUGAAGUCACCGCAGUGUUCGGGAGCAGAAGUAGACGAGAGCUGUUCAGCUCUUAAGACAGGCCGGUCACAUUCGACGGCUGCAGCGGGGACUGAAGUAGAUACGUGGGCCGAGGACGCAUGGCUUCAAACGCCAGGCAGUGGUACAGACCAACGGGUGUCAGACGGUGAGAUGAGCUCAGCCGCCGAUGGAGUGACUCCUCGCAGCAGUUCUACCAAGUCCUCCCCUGUUUCCAUAUCUAUUAUUACAGCACAGGGAAAGGUAAACUCUGAAGAUGUAAUCCUGGUUCUCUCUGCAGAGCACGGUGAACAGAGUGUCCAGGGGGCCGUAGACGGAGGAGUGCCUGCUGACUCCUGCCCAGAUCUCCUCACCAACAGCCAACAGGAGCCCUCGCCAGCUUACAACCAUCAGUGGCAGCCGCUCCCAAAGCACCUGGAGAGGACCCUGAAGUUAGUCGCCAUAAAUCCAUCUCAGCCGGUGAAGCGCCCGAUGGGAGACCAGCCCGUCGUGGUGCUGAAUCAUCCAGACGCCAACAUCCCCGAGGUCGCCAGGAUCAUGGAGGUCAUCAACCGGUACAGAGGGGAGGUGCAGAAGGUCGUGCUGUCGCGGAGAACCGCCAACGCUCUCUCAGCCAUGUACGGCGAGGCCCCCGAGGAGAGCGACCCGGUGGACGCCCCAGUGGACCCCGAGCGGAUUCUGCGGGGCGCGUUGAUAGCUUUGUUCAGGAGAGGUUCCUGCUGAAGCUAAAGCUUCGCAGGUUGAGCAGGAAGAAGUACGAAGUGGUCGGCGCGGCCUCCCCCGGCAGGGACGCGGUGUCCAAAUUUCGCUGCUGGUUUUGCGGCAGGGUCUUCGCAUGUCGGGAAAGGUGGACUGCCCAUCGACAGCGACAUCUGAUGGAGUGGAAAAAGCCAAACUGUGAAAACUCUUAAAAUGUGUCGCACACACUGGAUGAAAAGCAAAAAAUACGUCUGGAAAAUGACUUUUGCAAUAUGACAAAAGAAUAAUGGAAAGAGUCCUCAUUUUUUUAUUAAAGUCUUAAAUCUAAUUUGUUGGUUUGAGGAGAAUUAAAAUCUGUAUCAGGCCUCCUGGAGGGUUCAUUCUCAGGGUAAACAUUUACCUUUUGUCUCUCUGCCCGUUGGAGUCGCUCGAUACAAACUCUUUGUAUAUUAGUGAAUAUCUGUAAAGCCACGAGAACGUGGUGUCCAUGAUUUGGUUCUUUUGUAUUGUUUGUAUUUUGUCUACGCAAUAGCUUUAUUUAAGGUGAUUUAAGUACACUGUCAUAUGGAAUAUUUUAUAGAACACUGUAAUAUGUAUAUUUGCCAUACCAUCUGAACUUUAUGAAUCAGUUUAUGUACGGGUAGGCUCUACGGUGUGGUAGCUGUCGUAUUUGUUUUCAAACGGGACGCAGAGACCCACAAAGCUACUCAGAUAUACCAAAACUGUGUGUUUCAGAAAAACAAAGAAAAUAAUAAGAAAAAAAAUAGACAAUAAGCUGUUUUAUUCAACAUUUAUUUAUGACUCUUAGUUUAAGCCUUUAUAUGCUUUUUCUUUAUUCUUUUAUUUUUAUUUGGGCCAUUGGAAGAAUCAGUGUAUUUGUAAAGAAAUGUUUGUACAAACUCCAAAUUAUGUUCAAAUAAUAGUAUUAUCUGUUCGAGGUAUAUUUUAUCAAGCAGAUGUCCCUAAAGACACGAUUAAUUUAAAAAAGUAAAAAUAGAAGUAAACCUGUGUUUUUUGAUGUCAAUGAAAUACUGGCUGAAUUGCUUUGAAUCUGAAUUUGAGAGGCCUGGUUAAUCAUGUUUGUUUUUCUUCUCAAUGAGUUUCCUCUUUUGACUUGAAAUGAUACCGUUAUCUUUUAAUUGCACUAUGAAAGGAGGAUUUAUAUUUCCCAUUACCUCACCUUUAUCAGGCCUAAGCUUUUGACAAUCUCAAACCAGUGUCCUACUGUGGCUCAACAUUUCCUUAUGUAGCCGGGAUCCCUUCAGUGUUCCCAGCAAGGGAACAGUGGCUCGUGUGUGUGUGUGUGUGUGUGUGUGUGUGCGUGCGUGCGUGCGAGAAUGUGUGUGCGUGCGUGCGUGUUAGUCAAGGACCAUUGGACAGAUGUACCUGUCCUGUAUACUGAUAUGUGUCCUUGUUUCUCAGUAACUCACUCUGUAUGUUUUUUCCAAUUUGGAUAAAAAGAUUUCUAAUUGUGUACAUAGUCCAAUAGAGGUACUGUAAAAUAUUACUGCAGAGUUUUCACCAAGUGCCUAGAAAUUCUUAUUAUGCAACAAAAUGUGAGUAUGAGAGCAUUACU